AUGAAUGGCAAUUUCUCAACUCUCGAUAAUUUUUCUUCAUUCAAUGAUGAACAAUACUCUUCAAAGUGUGAAGCAAUUGUAUAUAUUUCUGAUUUACCAUCAAAUAUUGAUAAUGAUGCUUAUCUAGAAAAUUUGAUUUACAAUCGUUUAGAAAAAUCUUUUCAAAUAACACCAAUUAGUAUUAGAUGUUAUUCAAAAUUAGGUGCUGGUUUUAUUUGUGUUUGUAACAAUGAAAUUAAAAGUCGUUUAAUUCAAGAUAUUCAAAAGACUGUAUUAGAUCCCACAGGUGAUACAUCAAUGAUUACAUUCAGUGAUACAAUUGAACUUGUUUCAUACAUUGUUAUUGAUCGAACUAACGAAAAUAAAGAUAUUAAUUUACCAACAUCUGAAGAAAUUCUUCAUCAAUGGAUUCAAACUUAUAAUAUACAAAAACCUCUUUCAUGUGAUCAAGUUAGUAUUCAAUUUCCAAAUAUUUAUCGUAUUAUUUCGAAUUCAUUCGAUGAUUUAUUUCAUGUUAUGUCAAAAUCAAAUUUUUCAAUUAAUAAUGUAUUUGCUCAUGUUUAUUUUGGUGCAGAUUGUAGUUUUUUAGAAGAUCUACCAAAAUCUAUAACAAAAGAACAAUUACAAGAAGCAAUAAGUAAUUCAAUUGAUAUGCAGAAUAUAUCAUCAUCAUUACUACAUAUUGAAUUAAAUAAACAAACAAAUAAUGCAUGUAUUAUUGCUACUGAUCUAGCUCGAAAAUGGGCAACAAAAAGUUUUCUCUAUCUUGAUGACAAACCAAUAUCAAAAAAAGAAAAUUUAACUUGUUGUUUACUUCUUCAUCCAAUAUCUGAUAUUCAUGAUAAUGAUACUAUCUUAAAACAAACAAUAUUUGAAGGAAAAGCAACAAUUAUUGAACGAUAUGGACAUAAUCUUAUUCUUGAAAUAUCAGAUAAACAAGUUUUUGAUAAUUGUUUAGCAAUAGGAGUUCUUCAUAUUAAUGGUAAACCAACAUUGAAAAUGGAAAUCUAUACAGCUUUUAAUAAUCCAGAAGAUCAUGAAAUUGAUGUUGAAACUUGGUAUCAUUAUGAAAUGAUUCGUUAUAAACCAGAUAUAAUGCAAUUUGUUGCUAAUCUUGAUCAUCCAAUUUUUCGUUACAAAUGGAAUGCUGAAAUAUGGCUUCAACAAUAUCAAAAUACAAAAUCUCAAUAUCGUACAAUUAAUAUUAAUUCAAGAUAUAGAUCAAAUAUAUCAUCGGAUCAAAUUCGUCGUUUACUUCAAAUGACUGUUAUGUUAAAUACAAUUGGAAUUAUACGAAAAAAAAGUUAUCAAAUUAAUGAUCAACAAAUAACAUUAAAUUUAAAUCCAAAAUUAAUAACAAUUGUCUACAAUCAUAAAUCAUUAUUAGAAUAUGGUGGAUCUAUUCCAUUGAAUGUUAUUCCUUAUUCAAAAACAGAAGUUAAAGUAAUCAAUGAAGAUUGUGUUAUUAUCUAUGAAAAAUAUUCAAAAAAAUAUAAGAAACCACUUCUUUUAAAUAUGGCAUGUGCAACAAAUCCCGGUGGUGGUUAUCGAAAAGGUGAUGAAGCACAAGAAGAAAAUCUUUUUCGACGAUCAGAUUAUUUUCGAAGUCUUGAUAUUGAUCUUGAUCAUAUUCAAGACGAAAUAUCAGAACGAUUUUAUUGUUCAGAAAAUGGUAAAAUUCUUUCUCUUUCAAAUCCAAAAACAAUGUAUCCUAUGGAUGAAUAUGGAGCUAUUUAUACAAGUGGUUUAACAUUUUUUCGAAAAUCACAAGAUAAUGGUUAUGAUUAUAUGAAUACACCAUUAGAAAAUGUUCAUGUAUUAGCUAUGUCUGCAUAUUGUAAUCCAAAAUUAGAUGGAAAUAUGUUAUCACCUAAAUAUGCUAUUGGAAUGAGAAAAAAAAUUGAAAAUAUUUUUUCUAUUGCUUAUUAUAAUAAACAUGAUUGUUUAAUUUUAUCAGCUUUUGGUUGUGGUACAUUUAAAAAUCCAUCGAAUCAUAUAGCAAAAUUAUUUCGUUCAGUUAUUGAACAAUAUGCUGGAUUUUUUCAAAAAAUAAUUUUUGCUAUUUCUAAUGAUCAUCAUAUUGAACAACAAUAUAAUCGACAAGAAAAUUUUCAAUCAUUUAAAAAUGAAUUAGAUGAAUUAUAUCUCGAACCAAUUUUACCAUUAAAUCAACCAAAUACAAUGUUUGGUCCUUAUCGAGUAUUAUCAGAUGGUUUAAAUAUAUCAAAUGUACUUAUUUUUGAUUUAGAACCUUGUCAUUUUGCUGCUACAUGUAAUGAAAUUUAUGAUAGACAACAUUCUCAAAACUAUUCUCAUCCAUCACUAUGUAAACAACAAUGUUUAACAGGUACAUGUACACAAAUAAAUGAUAUUGUUCAUAGAUAUUUAUUAAUUCAUCGAAGUCCAUGUAAAUAUGGUGCACUAUGUAAAGAUAUUGAUAAUGAUAAACAUUUUCAAGAAUAUGAACAUCCAUCUUAUUGUCCAAAUGGAGGAUAUUGUCAAGAUACAAGUGAUGAUCAUGAAAAAGCUUAUCGACAUUUACCUUUGUGUAAUUCAUUUCAAAAAUGUUUAGAAUAUCAAAAACAUAUUAAAAGUCAUUGUGAACAAUAUCGUCAUUGUAUGCCUCGUUGUCAAUAUGAAAAUCAUUGUGUUUAUUUUCAUAAUAAAAAACAUUAUGAAAAUUAUCAACAUCCAUUUCCAAAACCAUGUCCAUUUACACCAUAUCAUUGUCGAUUACAUGAACAAUUUAUAAUAACAAAAAAUAAAAAAUUACUUUCACAUGAUAUUCAUCAACAUUGUUUAAAUUUUGCUCAUGUAUGUCGAUUUGGACGAAAUUGUAAUGAUAAAGAUUCAUUACAUUGGGAAAAAUCUAUUCAUGUACCUCGUUAUCUUUGUUCUUUGAGUAAUAAAUGUGAUAAACUUGUACAAGAAGAUCAUUUAAAUUCAUUUACACAUCCAAAUAUUCGUGAUAUUCGUUUUUUAUGUAAAUAUGCUGAUAAAUGUUAUGCUCGUCGUGAUCCUAAACAUUUAUCAAAAUUUCGACAUAUUAUUACAUUUGAAGAUAGUGGUGUUGUUCGUUAUUAUAAUUUAAAUAAAGAUAUUAAUUUUGUUGAAAAUCAAAAGAAUAAUAUAGAACGUGUUAUAAAUUAUAUAAAUAAAGAAAAUUGGGAACCAUUAAAAUUAGAAUCAAUUCCACAUGAAAUUAUCGAUUGGAUAUCGACUGUUCAACCUGUUCAUAGAUGUAAAUCAGAAAUAUUAGAAUCGAUACUUCUUCAUGGACAUGUAAUGAGUCGAGAUUAUAUAGAACAAUUAAAGAAGCCAAUAUUUGUUGCAAAUUCUAUUCUUCAACAUAGUCGAUUACGACGAAUUAAAUAUUUAAAAGAGAAAAAAUGUGCACAAGAUGCAAGAGAAUAUGUUAAUGCAUUAGUUACAGACGAAUUUGAAAAACAUCGUUUUGAAAAUACAAAUAUCAAUGAUAUCAUAUCAAAAGUUGAACCAUUACUUCCUGAUAUAGUCAUAUCAGAAUCUCGAAAACAAUUAAUUAAAAAUAAAGAAGUCAUUCUUUCGUCCAUACUUUCUCAAGAUGAUAUGGAAACAAUUAAAACAACAUCUAUUGAAAUAGCUCAAGCUUCUAUUAAACUUCAUUCAAAUCCAGCUGGUCUUGGUAAUGCACCUGAUCAAGAAUUAGGUACAAAUAAAAAUGUUUUUAGUAUUCUUGGACCACAUUUAGGUCAUUAUUAUGGUGAUAUAUUUAUUGUAUUUAAACGAGAAAUUCUUCAUCAUCCAGAUGCAAGUUUUUCUAUUCAAGCAGCAAUAACAUAUGCACUUGGUCAAUGUUUUCAAUGGCGUCCAUGGUUAGGUAAUGAUUCAACUUUAUCAAAUGAUCGAAUUCGUUUGUUUCACAAUACAAAAUUACAUGCAUCAGUAACAGGUUAUGAAUAUGCAACUGCUCUUGAACUCAUUGCUACGACAAGUGAAACUCUAAAGAAAAAAUCAAUGAAUAUUGAUUUAAAAACAAUUCUUCAUCGUUGGAUUAAUGUCGAUUCUCAUAUGAAUAUUGAAGCUCGUUUACCUCAACUUAUUCCACUUGAUUAUAUCGAUCAUAUAUAUAUGACACAGAAUACAUUCGAUUCAUUAAGUCUUUAUGCACGUAAAUCUAUUGAUACUAUAUUUAAAAAUCGUAUUACGAAAACAUCACAUGAAAUUGAACUUAAUCCAAUCGAUAAAGAAAUCGGUCCAAAACCUAAUUCAAAAGCUCGAGAAGAAUAUCAAAAUUUUGUUAUACAAGAUUUAAUUGAUAAAUUUGGUCAACGUGAUAUUCAUUCAAUAAUAAGACCUAUUCAAGGUUCUGUUAUAACAAUACCAUCAAUUAAUUUUAAUGAUCAUUUUGUAUUACCUCUAACUAUUUCACAAGCAUAUGAACAAUAUCAAAUUGAUCAUUCAAAUGUAUCAAAUAAUAUUACAGUUUAUAUUUAUUGGCAAGUUAUGAAUGGAGAUAUGAUGUUAACAUUAUCAAAUAAACAAAUUGAUACAGGAGAAUCACAACCUGAUUUAAAUUGUUUAAUAUGUUAUAUUGCUGAAAAACCUUCAACAAAUGAUAUUCAUUAUCAUGAAUAUGUAUCAUAUUUACAUAGUGGUCGACCUUUUCAACAUGAAAUUAUACUUGCUGAACGAAGAUAUACAGCUAAAUCAACAUCAUUUUAUCUUGGAUGUAAUACAGAUGAUUUUAUGACAUUUUGUCUUGAAAUUCAACGUUCAACAGGAAAAGUUAUUUUAUCACAUGCAGGUCCAAAUUCUAUUUAUAAUCAUGAAAAAAUUUCUUGUACAUUUUCUAAAGUUGAUCUUGAUUUAAAUCAAUUAAAUUUUAUUCAUGUAAGUGCUGGAACUCGUACAGUACCUAUACGAAAUUUGAUUGUUACUUUCGAAAAACUAUUGGAUUUAGAUCCAGCUUUUGAUAAAAAUUUUAAGAAAGUUUCAUUUUUAUCUACAACAUCAAUAUCAACUAAUAUUCAAGAUGAUAUUGAUAAUAAUGUUUCAUCAUUCGACACAUCUAAUAAUAAAGAUGAAAAAUCAGUUGGUUUUGUUAAUCAAGUGAAAGAUAAAAUUAUUCAAGUCAAAGAUCAAGUGAUGAAUUUCUUCGUUGGUGAUCAUAGUUUAUCCUUAAUACCAUGUCCUGAUAAUAUAAAUUGUCUUAUUCAAUAUUCUGAACAAGGGCCAACACAUAAUUCGAAAUUUUCACAUCCAUGUCGUUUUGCUGAACUUUGUCGAAAUCAAGAACCUCAUCUAAUACAUGAAUCUCGUCAAGUAUCGAAAUGUAUUUUGGAUAGGCAUUGUUCAGAUUUAUGUGAUCCAUUUCAUCGAGCUCAAUAUCGUCAUACAGAUUUGCCAUAUUUUCUUAUUCCAUGUCGUGAUCAAGAGAAUUGUCAAGAUCGAUCAGAUGAACAUCGUAUAAAAUAUUCACAUGGUGAACGUGUUCUAGAAACGUCGACGAUAACAGUAACAAAAGCAUCAUCACAAUCGGAACAAUCCUUACAACAAACAACAGCAUAUAAACAUGUUCAUGAAGAUUCUGUAACACAACAGCAGAACGAUGAUCAUAUCCUUAGCAAAUGGGAGAUUCAAUGUCAUGAUCAAAUUAAUGCACAUGCUAUGAAAUAUUAUGAUUCUUCACUUUAA
Rotaria sp. Silwood2 is the source of this 5676-nucleotide messenger RNA. The record is from the annotation of a GenBank genome assembly. Lineage: Eukaryota; Metazoa; Rotifera; Eurotatoria; Philodinida; Philodinidae.